UUCAGCGUUGUAAGCCAAGACUGUGAGGCAAGUUAGGUAGUGGGAGAGAAGUCUCAAUGGUUUCAUACACACACAGAUUUCAAUUGUUGUGCUUCUUUUAUUGGAUUUCUAAGUGUCUAAACUAGUGUUUCCAAUAUUCACUAUGGAUUACUUACUGUCGACACGUGCUAGGUUUAAAGGCCACGAGCCAGACUGAGAAAGUAAAACUUUUUGCGUUUUGUUUCUUAAACUUCGUGUGGCGAUUAGAAUCUAUCUAGUUGUAGAUCUACUGUGUUUUGCCAAUGUGAUCGUGUAGAAUCCCUACCACUCUGAUGAUCACCGAGGGGCCCUGAGCCUAGAAGUAUGUCCAACCGGUCUAAUAGGACUGACCACCCUAAGGCCGACCCCGAGCUUCUUACCAGAACUAGUUGGAUAAAUGCUGAACUCGCUUACAGACAAGUUAAAAGGGGUCGUGCAAAUGGGAAUACUUGUGCCUUGUGGUUAAGACUACAUCUACAGAAAUAUUUGUACAGCAUUGGAUGUUUGGUACAGUUACACUGUGGCAAAGUCACAUUCUUGGGAUUAUUGUUGCUGUCUCUUUGUUGUGUUGGAUUAAAAACUGGACAUUUGGAAACCAAUGUAGAGGAAUUAUGGGUUGAAGAAGGUGGACGCCUAGAAAAAGAGCUGCAGUAUAUGAAAGACACAAUCGGAGUUGGCAGUGGCACCAGCUACGAACUCAUUAUCCAGAGUCCUAAGAAAGGAGUCAGCCUUCUGAAUAUGGAGUCGGUCCUGUUUCACUACCAGGCGGUGCAAGCGGCCACAAAGAUCAAAGUGGAUAUUGAUGGCCUAACUUGGUCUUUCAAAGAUAUUUGUUACACACCCAGUUUUCCAGUAACAGAAAAUUCAUUUGUUGAUAUGAUAUUGGAAAGUAUAUUACCUUGUGUCAUAAUUACACCCAUUGAUUGCUUCUGGGAAGGGUCCAGAUUGUUAGGACCAGACCCACCAGUAUUGACUGGUGCUUUUUCUGGAGUACCUAGCUCAUUAACUUGGGAAAAUCUGGACCCACAAAAUAUCUUGCAGAAACUUGAGGCUUCUUCUGUAAAUAUUCCACUCAAUGCCAUGAGAGAUGCUUUUCAAAGGGCUGGUAUCACAACAGGGUAUCAAGAAAAACCUUGCUUAAACCCUAAAGACCUGGACUGUCCAAAAACUGCUGCUAACUAUAACUCUAGUCUUCCAGAUCUAAGUGCUGAAUUUACCAAGGGUUGUUCAGGUUUUGCCACUAAAUAUAUGCAAUGGGAACAUGAUCUGAUAUUUGGUGGUAUAAAAAAGAACAAGACUGGACAUAUUGUCAGAGUUGAAGCUUUCCAGAGCAUAUUACAGCUAAUGGCAGAGAAAGAUUUAUUUCAAUACUAUGAAGAUAACCAGAAAGUAUCCGGCAUUGACUGGACACAGCAGAAGGCACGGGCUGUGUUGGAGGCAUUUCAAAGAAAGUUUUCAAAGAUCAUGAACAAUUUUGGCAAUGAGACAAACAAAGAUAACCUGCAUGGAUUCUCCACAACUUCACUGAUGGAUAUGAUGAAAGAUUUGUCCAACAUCAGUGUCACUCGUGUGGUUCUGGGCUAUGUACUCAUGUUUAUCUAUGCCUGUGUUUCACUCCUUCGAUGGAAUGAUGCUGUCAACUCACAAAGUGGCAUAGGUAUGGCUGGAGUCAUCCUAGUGUCUCUCUCAGUGGCUGCUGGACUAGGGAUAUGCUCUGUACUGGGCAUCAACUUUAAUGCAUCCACAACACAGAUUAUUCCAUUCCUAACGCUGGGACUAGGUGUUGAUGACAUGUUUCUUAUAGCGCACACCUACUUUGAAAAUGUUGACCACGUACCAACCCAUGAAUUGACGGGAGAGGUGCUGAAGCGAUCUGGUGUGACUGUGUUGUUAACUUCUUUCAGCAACAUGUUGGCUUUUUUUACUGCUGCCAUCAUUCCUAUUCCCGCCUUGAGAGCUUUCACCUUACAGGCUGGUAUCUUAGUACUGUUCAAUUUGGGAUCAGUACUUCUAGUGUACCCUGCCAUAGUCAGCUUGGACCUGGUCAGAAGGGAAGAUAAAAGAAUUGAUGUCUUUUGUUGUUUUCAAAGUUCUGCUGGGUCUAAUGAUGUCAUUGAGCUACAGCCACAGUGUGAGGAUUUGGACACACUUAGCCAACAUCGUGAGCUAACAGACCUUCAGAGAGAGCCCAGUCCACCUCCUCCUUACACAGCCUCUGGUGGAACACAGCCUCCUUGCUAUGACACUGUCACAAGGUCUGAAUCUUCAGGAGCUGUUACAACAUUGGCCCCUAAUGAUGGAAUAUUUACAAGACGCCUAGAGUCUCCUCUUGGGUCUACUUGUCCAUCAACAACAUCAUCACGUCAGUGUCUGACAUCUGACAAUGGCAUAUCAUGUAAAGACAGAUGUGUCAAGGCACAGAAGGAGUGUCUCACUUGGACCCUCACUUGUCUUGCUGCUAAAGUCUAUGCUCCUUUUCUCCAGCGUACCUUUGUCAAGGUGACUGUCUUAGCUGCUUUCUUAGUGUUUCUGAUAUUGGGUGCCUGGGGCACAGCUCAGGUGAAGGAUGGUCUGGACCUAACUGACAUUGUUCCGAGGGAAACAGCUGAGUUUCAAUUUCUGGAAGCUCAAUCCAAAUAUUUUGGUUUCUACAGUAUUAAUAUGAUCACAAAGGGUGAUUUUGACUAUGCCAAUAACCAGCAAUUAUUGUAUGAUUACCACAAUGCUUUCUCAAAGGUGAAAAAAAUUAUCAAAAGAGAGGAUAACACACUGACUCCAUUUUGGUUGGAACUAUUUCGGCAGUGGCUCUUAGACUUGCAAAAUGCCUUUGAUAAAGACAAAGAUAACAAUCGCUUCUCUAAUGAUAGUUGGUUACCCAAUGCAUCCGAAGAUGCCAUUCUGGCAUAUAAACUCUUAAUUCAAACUGGGGAUGUUAAUAACCCAUAUAAUAAAAAUCUGGCAACCAAGAACCGUUUGGUAGAUGAUAAGGGCAUUAUUAAUCCAUCAGGCUUUUAUAAUUACCUGAGUGCUUGGACAACCAAUGAUGUGAUGGCAUACACUUACUCCAUGGCAAACUUUCAUCCACUACCAAAAGGUUGGCAGCAUGAUCCAACAGAUGGGAACUUAGAGGUUUAUAAGUCACAGCUGCUUGAAUUCACUCAGUUGCCUUUUUAUUUAACCAACUUGUCAUCUACAGAGGAAGUUAUUGAAGUGAUCACUGAAAUCCGAAAAAUGUGUGAUGAUUUCUCUAGUAAAGGGCUUCCAAAUUUCCCCAGUGGAGUUCCCUUCACUUUUUAUGAGCAGUAUAUCAAUCUACGUUUCUACCUCAUGUUAUCUUUGAUUUGUGUGUUGGUUGUUACUUUUGUGGUACUCACUGUUGUUUUGAUGAAUCCAUGGAUAGCUGCUAUUGUGGUGAUUGUGUUGGGUAUGAUGAUUGUUGAAUUGUUUGGCUUUAUGGGACUUGCUGGUAUCAAACUCAGUGCAGUCCCAGCAGUCAUCUUGAUAGUCUCUGUGGGCAUUGGAGUGGAAUUUACUUUACACUUGGCUGUGGGUUUUAUCACAGCCAUUGGAAGCAGGAAUCGCAGAAUGGCUAUGGCCUUGGAGCACACAUUCACACCAGUAGUUCAUGGAGCUAUCUCUACUUUCCUGGGCAUCCUGAUGCUUGUUGGCACUGAGUUUGAUUUUAUUGUCAAAUAUUUCUUUAAUGUCUUAGGUGCCCUUGUUCUAAUUGGGCUGCUCAAUGGCUUGAUGCUUUUGCCUGUCAUUCUCAGUAUUCUAGGACCCCAGGGAGAGGUUAUUCCUAAAGAUAAUGCUGACUGUCUGGCUUCGCCCACACCUGAGCCAUCUCCCAAAGCACACAGAUAUUCUGGACAUUCUCGACGUAGUACACGAAGAAUUUAUCCAAGAGUGAACUCUGACAUUUCCUUGUCUACCAUUUCGGAGGAGCCAACCCAGUACUCUUCACAUGAGAUCAUUGUCCAGCCUGAAGUUGUUGUUGAGACCACAACGCUGCCUGGCACCUGUCAUGACACAUCGCACCAUACUCACCAGAUUCCGUGCAGACCAAACAAUGGACAUAGCAGUGGACAGAGUAGCCUUGUAACUGUACAUAACAAUAGAUAUAAUUCUUCCCCACCCGAUUCCCCGCCUCCUCCCCCACCAUCCCACUUUACAAGAGUUAAAGCCACUGCUACUGUCAAGGUGGAAGUUCAUACUCCAAUACCAGGAUGUGUCAACCAAGAACAUACUUAUAAAAGUAAGAGGCGGAAGACAAGGGAGAGUGACAACAUCAGCAGUGGCAGUUCAGAUUCAGAUACAAGUUGGCAUAAACACAGUUCACAUAAAGACACUUCCUCUGUUUGUGAACGCCACCACUGUAAUAACCCAGGCUCCUGUUCCAAUCGGCUUCAACCGUCCACACCUCAGAGACACCACCGUAGGAGUAGUCGAGGAAAUAGUAGUCAGUCAGGAAAAUCUUCUGGCAACCGACAGAAUCAGUCCAGUAGGGGUAACAGAGAGGAUGAUAGCUCAGAUCAUGACUGUAGUCAAGUCUGAUAGACUGAAAAAAUUUGUUGUCAUUCGCUACCAGAUGUUAUUUUUAUUGUUUCAAAGCUAAUAACUAAGAUCUAACAACUGAACGUCUGCCAGGUCAUGUUUCCGGAUUAUGGGCUCUAGAAUAAUUACUUGUGUAACUUAACAUCUAAGGUCUAUUCAAACAAGAAGCAGUUAAUCUCACAUUGCAAACAGAGUUUUGUAAUGAGCAAAAGUCUUUUCAUUACAAUGUUAGAUCAAAAUUGUAAGUGAACCAUUACUUACAAAGUGUUGUGUUGUUAAUUUUCAUUCAGUGAAAGAACAAAAAUACAAAUGUUGAAUUAAAAUACUUACAGUAUAGAGCAAUUAAGUAUCAUAAACAAUGGUUUUGAUAAUGCAAAACAAAUUUCUGUAUUAUUCAGAAAUGUCUUUAAAAUGAGAUUCACUUUUAUCUAUAGUUUUUAGUACAGUCCAGCAAAUGUAAAUGAAACUGUUGUGCCAAAUGUGUUGAGAUUGAUGUAUAUUAUGUGUGUGCAGAGAGUUAUUGUUAUCAUUUUGAAAUGAGCCAGAAAGCCUAUGUUUCUGGACAACACACUGCUUCUGUUCAGCAGUAGCCUUAGACUCUGGCAUUACCGGUGCAUGAUGCUUAUAAUUUUAAGUAGUUGCAAUUCUAAGUGAAAAAAAGAAGUGAUCAUUGAAGUGGUCAACAUAGUAGACGUACCAAGUCUUUUCUUUGUCUCCUGAUAAUGAAGUACACUUAAGGUUGAUUUUUGUAAAUCAAAAAUUUUAAGAAAAAAAAAAAUAUUUUCAUGAGAUCACAUCCCUGCAUAAUAUAAACCACAAAGUGCCUUGCACAUGCUAAGUGUUUCAGCUUCUUUGAACUUUGUCAACUACAAAAUAAAAAAAAAGAAAACAUGCUGAUUCAUGAUUGUAAUUUAGGUGUCAAAUUUGUUUUUUGAUUAGUUUUGUUAUCUCAAUUUCACAUUGAAUUCUGAAUCAAUUGUCUUGUUUAGUUGUUAGAUUUGUUGUAAUUUAGAGUUUGUUUCAGUAGUAAUAGUAUGUAUAAAUUAUUUUUUGUAAAGAGAUUGUAUUUGUAAAUGUAUGUACAUUUAUAAAUAUUUGACAUUGUACAUUUUCACAACCUGUAUAUUGAAUGGGGCGGGUGGGAAUUUGUGUUGUUUUACUUUUUAACAGUUCAAGCUUUGCUAGUGGGAAUUUUCACAUAUGUACCCAAAGUCUAUCAAGCAUACUUCAAUGACUAUAUUAUAUAUAUAUAUAUACAUAUAUGUAUAUGUUAUAUCUGUAUGUGUGUGUGUGUAUAUAUAUAUGUAUACACAUAUCUAUGUAUAUAAGUAUACAUAUAUAUACAUACAUAUAUGUAUAUAUCUGUAUGUAUGUGUGUGUGUAUAUAUAUAAUAUAUAUAUAUAUAUAUAAUUGUUCUUGUCUUGUUAUGGAAAAGGCUCUUUGACUCUUUGUUUUUAUUGCCAAAUAUGUCUUAAGAGUUGUGAAGCAAAAAUUGGUUUUAUCCUAAUGAUAAUAAUUUACCCUGCUCUAAUUGUUGACAUUUAUAUGUGUCUGUGUAAAGCUUUCUUUAGCAUUGCUUUGAAAAGACUGUAAAUACUCAAUCACUGAAUAUUCUCCUUGACUUUUUUUUAGUAUGUGCUAAAAAUUCCCACAGCAAUCUGCUGACUGCUUUGCUCUACCUCUUUAUCCUAACGGAGAUGCCUUAAUGGAAGAUCUUUUUCAUUAGGGGGCUCCGCACAGUGCAAUGUGAUAACUUGACUUACCCCAAAGAAAAACAAAUAUUAUUGUUCAUUCUUCAUAUUAAUACUAUUGUGUGCUUGACUGUUUGUUUUUUUGUAUGUUGUAUGUGUGGGUACAUGGUUUGUAUGGUACUGUAUGAGUAAUGAGGUGGCUGUGGGAAUGUUUAUGUUUAAGAACUUAAACAGGAGCAUUGUUUAUAACGAAGACUGUGGUUGAUGGGUUCUAUAAAUAAUGGAAACUUAUUUAAAUGUCUUCCAUUUUUUGUAUGUUUUAAAAAAGGUGAUGAAUAUAUGUAUAUAUAAUGUGCACACUACUUUGAAUAUGUAAAAACAAAAAAAAGGUAAAUAGUGUCAGAAGGGUAGAUUUAAUGUGCUGUAAAUGGAAGAUGAAGGAAUGAUUACAGUGAUAUUAUUAACAGGAUCUAGGUGUAUGAAAGAUAUGUUAGAUUCAAGUUGUAUUAGCUGUAUUUAGAUGUAUGGAGAAUGUUUAAUUAGACUGAUAAUCAAAGAAUCUAGAUGUAUUAAUUUAAUGUUUGUCUAACAAUCUGUAUGUACAGAUUGUUGCCAGUACCACUGUGAUGUCAUUAGUUGUGUCCAUUAUGCAAGAAAGUUGAAUAGUUUUAGCUUCCAGCAAACAAUUUCAGGAAAACUUAAAGAUUAUUGUUUAUAUAUAUAUAUAUAUAUAUAUAUAUAUAUAUAUAUAUAUAUAUAUAUAUAUAUAUAUAUAUAUAUAUAUAUAUAUAUAUAUAUAUAUAUAUAUAUAUAUAUAUAUAUAUAUAUGAUUGACCCCAAAAAUAUUUUAGAAACAAUUGGGUAUUUUUUUAUUGAUUUGAAUUUAAUUAACAUUGCAAUAUUUAAAUUCUUUGUCGUUUAAAGUAGAAAGUCGUGUUGGUUUUUUUUGUUUGUUUUUUUUUGUUGAAAUUAGGGUAUGUCUCAGUUUAAAAAAAAAGAAAAAUGGCAUUAUUUUUAAAGAUUUUUAUCAAGUGUAUAAAUUUUAAGCCUCUCACUCCCAUUUUUCUGUAAGAUUUAUUUUGAAAUAUGCUUGCAUAUAAUUUACAUUUCUGAUGCAUUUUCAGUCUUCUCCCUCAGUCCUUAACUGUACGGGUAUUUGAUCAUAUCAGGUGUUCCUUUUUUCUUUUUAAAGUUUUGUUGAAUGUUAAAAUAGUCAGCUUAUAGUAAUGUGAACCUCACUAUGACAUUGUAUAACUUUUUUUUGUUUGUGAAUGAUGUAAUUUAAUUUGCUGAACAUGUGACCGUUGCUGUAGACUCUAGAUGCACCCCACCCCCCUUUUUUUUAUUAGUCCAUUUAAUUAUCAAAUUUGCAAGAUAUGUUAAUAUUUGAUUAAUUCAUUUGCUAAGCGGCAGUAUAUUAUUAGUUUCAAAUGAACUUUGUUCAUGUUUCACAUGAGAAAAUUGUUGUUUUGUUGUUUUUUUUCUCACUAAAGAAAAACAAUUAGACUUCAAAAAUGCCACUUUUUUUUUUCUCGCCAGCAUUUAUUAUCAGGUUCUUUUAUUUUUUUUGUUUACAUGAAACAUUUAAUAAGCAUUUGUAAUUUAUCCUAACGAUUAUGAUGUGCAAUAUAAUCUGUUCAGAAACUUUGACAAGUGCAUCACAUGACACAAUGAAACAGCAGCUUAUACAAAUGGUCAUUGACAACACCAUGUUCUGAUGCAUUUUUAUAUAUAUUUAUAUAUAUAUUUAUUUAUUGUUUAGACUCAUGUUUAAUCCCCCCCCCCUCAAGCCAAACAGAUUUUAUAUCGCUCCACUUAAUGACAGCAAGGACACUAGUAGCCAGAAAAGGAUUAAAUCUGUAGAGAGCUUGUCAACUAACCUUUUCACAUUUCAACUAAUUAGCAAAUUGUUUAUGGCAUGCAAAAAAAAACAACAAGAAUGUAUUUUGAUAAUGCAAAGACUUGUUUAGAUACUUAAAACCUAAAUUUGAGUACAUGAUACAUUUAACUCCACCAAAUAUAUUGACUUAUAAUUUCAAUUGUAAUUACAAUUUAGCUUCUGCAUAUUUCAAUUAAAACAAAAUAUUAAAUGAUUCAGAUUUUUACCAGUCCUCUGCCAUUUUCUUAAUCAUGAAAAGGUUUUAAUGCCUCAAGGCUACUUUCUGUUUGCAGAAUGAUUGUACAAUUAAUAAAAAGAUGUACAUAUUCUUAUUGGUCAAAUUCACUUAUGUUUUCAGAGCGAUUGUUUUAUUGAUGUAUGAAGUCAUGUCUUGGUAUACAUUGUUAACAAUAAAUUGAUUUUUAUAACCAAAAAUAUAUACCAAAAUAGUGUUAAAUAGUUUUUCAUUUCAUUUCCAAGAUUUAGUCCUAUUUAAAUAGUUCAGAAGUUCAUUUUACUGCAAAACAAGAUAUUUUCUUUUUAUUUCUGAACACUCAUUGGAGGACAUACUAAAAAAGAUGAUGUAACAUCUAUCCAGGGUUAUAAUGUAUUUGAUGACACAUGUCAGGAAAUCAAAGCCGUAAAACUACUAGGCUAUAUUACCAUAUUUUUGAAGUAGUUAAUUGUUCAACUUCCACAUGGAAAAUCAAUAAAAAUGUAUCUACAUAUUCAGCAACUGGCU
Messenger RNA from Biomphalaria glabrata, 8885 nucleotides. Its product is annotated as protein patched homolog 1-like. Bases 343 to 4572 code for a protein of 1409 amino acids. Gene Ontology annotation, cellular component: plasma membrane. NCBI's taxonomy places the organism in Eukaryota, Metazoa, Mollusca, Gastropoda, Planorbidae. The record is from RefSeq and is a predicted model, not a curated record. Gene Ontology annotation, molecular function: hedgehog family protein binding; hedgehog receptor activity; smoothened binding. Gene Ontology annotation, biological process: smoothened signaling pathway. The transcript has 28 exons.